Messenger RNA from Episyrphus balteatus (marmalade hoverfly), 2507 nucleotides. RefSeq names its product kinesin-related protein 8-like. Lineage: Eukaryota; Metazoa; Arthropoda; Insecta; Diptera; Syrphidae. Gene Ontology annotation, cellular component: nucleus. Gene Ontology annotation, molecular function: RNA polymerase II cis-regulatory region sequence-specific DNA binding; DNA-binding transcription factor activity, RNA polymerase II-specific. Gene Ontology annotation, biological process: regulation of transcription by RNA polymerase II. The transcript has 5 exons. The record is from RefSeq and is a predicted model, not a curated record. The coding region runs from base 270 to 2414 and encodes 714 amino acids.
UCCUGACUGAAGUUCAUUUCAUUUUGACGUCCAAGUUCCACGUUUAAAAAAAAUGGGGAAAAUUGAGAAUUACAAUCAUGUUUAUAAAAAUACAACGGGCAAAAAAUAAAUAAAUAUAAACAAAUCCCUUAAAAACAUAAGUAAAGAGUUAAUAUUCCAGCUGACCAUUAAAAAUAAAAAAACAAAAAUUGCAUUUAUUGCCAACAAACUACAAUCAACUCUAGCUGCGCCCCAAUUUCGGCAUACGUGUCAAACUCCAAUCAAAGAACAUGGAUUUUUCAUUCAUUAGGCAAAACGAAGAAGAUUAUAUCUUGAAAGAGGAUCUUUUUAACACCAGAAUUCCUAAAUGUACACCCGAAAUAAUGGAAGAAAAUUGGUCAUCAAGUACGAAUGACAUUUUGGAUUCCAUUUUUCCCAUGGAUUUUCUCAAUAACUUGACCGAUCACCAAGGCGAGUUUGGGUCUCUAGGAGGCUUCAACGGACAUAUGAAAAUAGAAGCCGAAGACUAUGAUAUCACCGAGCCCACAUUACCUGAACCAUUGCUAUCACAUAGCAAUGUUAUAUCCAGCAAUUCAUCUGAUAGUGGCCUUUCUUCGGAUAAUCUAGAAGCGGACAUGAGUCCACCAUAUGAACCUCUGAGUCCACCUUCUCCAGGACCCUCAAUAAGUGAAAGAGGAGGCAAAAGGUCACCUGCCGAAUUAUCACCUAUGGAAGUUAUUCAUCCGGCAAAAAAAAUUGUUUGCAAUAAUGAACAUAAACCUAAAGUGAUUGUUCAAAAAGUUCCACAAGUUAUGACUUUAUCAAAUACAGUUCAAACUCAUACAAGCACAGUACCGCUACAAAAGCAACAAUAUCAAAAGUUAAAUAAUCAACAACAGCAAACAGUGGUAAAUGGAAUUCGUGGAAAUGAAAUAAAAAUUGUCAAACUAUCUCCUCAAAUGUUUACUGCUUCAAAUAACAAGAACGUUACAAUUCAAGUAAAGAAUUCGAACAGUGGAGCAAAAAUUCAGGCUAAACCAGGCACUUUAUUUUUAAACAAAAAUAAAUUAACAGAAAUGAAAAAAAUCGUUCGUGUGCAGAACAAUAAUCCAAGGUCUAUUCUAAUACCAGUUUCUCUACAAGAUGUAAAAGAAUUGAAAACUUUUAAAAUCGUUAAUACGACAGCGGUCCGUUCCACUCCUGUUAAAAUUCAAGAAACCCAAGAAACAAAUAUCCAGCAGUUUCCAAUAAAAUACAUUUCAAAACCCAAUGUCUUAAAGGAUGUUGGAAUCAAAGAUGAAAUGCAGGAGGAUUCUUUUAUUGAAAAUUCAUCGGAUUCUGAAAGCAUUAUCAUUGAAGACGGGUAUGAUGACGAGGAGUAUGUACAUGAUCCAGAAGUUCCGUAUCCAAAACUUGCUCUCACUUCAGAAGAAAGACGACUUUUAAGCAAAGAAGGCAUAACUCUACCAACCCACUAUCCACUAACAAAACAUGAAGAACGUGAACUCAAACGAAUUCGCCGCAAAAUUCGCAAUAAAAUAUCGGCACAAGAUUCGAGAAAACGUAAAAAAGAAUAUGUAGAUGGGCUUGAGGAACGUGUUAAACAAUGCACAGAAGAAAACCAAUCUCUCAUGAAAAGAAUAAAACAGCUACAGAAUCAAAAUCAAACACUAAUGUCGCAAAUGAAGAAACUGCAAUCACUUCUCACAAAAGGAACAAACAAAACAACACAGCCUACAACCUGCUUAAUGGUCUUGUUGCUAAGUUUAGCUCUAGUUGCGGCUCCUAAUUUAAAAUUAGGUCAAAAUCCAAAAGAAGCCGAUUUGGAAGAAGUGGUGCAAGAGACAAUAUUACAAAAUCGUAGAAAUCUUUUGUUCAACACUAAAGAUCAAAGUACUGAUGUUUUCGAUGAAGAAGUUAACAUGAGUGACAUUGUCUCGGCUCUUGAAUUCAACGAACGAGAAAAUAAUGCAGUCUGCAAAACAAACAACAAUGCUUAUACAUCAAGCUCGUUAGAAGAGCCAAAGUGUAAGAAAAUGAAAUUGAUUCAGUCAAAUUUCUUAGAUGAUGUAGAUGAUGAUAAUUGGUACCUAUCCAAAAAGAACAAGGACACAACGAAUGUCGUAAGUGCAUUAGAGAAUUUUCAAGAAACCAAACAAAAUCUACAAACUAGUGGAUUUAAUAUAGAAAAAAAGAUUGAAGUCGAAUCAAUUAAUGAUGACAGUCAACAUAGUUGGCUUGACAAAGAUAUACUUGAUAUGGUUUCGCCAACUAUCAAUGGUUUGUAUGAAUUGAACAUGGAUAAAAUAACACCAGGAAAUUACGUAAAUUCACCUCAAACAACGGUUCUUGAUGUAACGACUAAUCAAAUGUAUGGAAAUCAAAUAAAUAAUAAGCAAAAUUCAUCGGAAAUGAGGCAGAUUAAAAAGUAUUAACGGUAAUGCAGAUAAAACUAUUUAAAAUCAAACAAAAAAUAAAAAACACUAUUUCCUUUCCAUUAAAAUAUUAUAGAUAUAUUUUUCUUUAAA